CUUGUAUCUACAAUGGUCAAUUUCGUUAUUGCUGCUUUUCUUUUAGUAGUUUCCUCAUCUUGCACAGCUGCUACAGCUGGUGCAACUGGUACAUCAGUUGAGCCAUGCGAUUCUAAAAACUCGAAUCACCCUCGAGAAACCCGCAAACGUACUACCAGGAGAAAGCGUAGAUCGAGAAGCACUACAACCACCGUCAAGCCAUCUGUUACACGCAGGCCUACCACCAAUCCACUGCCACAACCUGCUCCAACAUCUGUCCAACCACCUGCUCCUCAGCCAACAACAGGUGGUGGUAAUUUGGGAGAAUUCCAACAAGAUUGCUUGAAUACACACAAUCGAUUCCGUGCCAUUGUUGGCGUCAAUCCACUUAGUUGGUCUGCAGCAGCAGAACAAGCUGCUCGAACGUGGGCCAAUCAUCUUGCAUCUACAGGUCUUUUUGAACAUUCAAAGGGAGCUGUUGGUAAAUUUGGUGAGAAUUUGUAUUGGUCUAGUCGUGGCGUAUAUCCUUGCAGUCAAGCCAUUCAAGUGUUUUUUGACGAGCGUAAAAACUACAAUGGUGAACCAAUUGGGCAAGGAAACUUUAGCAAAUAUGGCCAUUACACCCAACUGGUUUGGCCUACCACCACCCAGCUUGGAUGCGCUCUUGCCGGAGGAAACACUGUCUGUGAAUACUCUCCUCCUGGAAACAUUACAGGCCAGCGUGCUCCACGAUAGUCUUAUUUUUAUGCAUACUGAUUUUUAUACUCGAUAAAUUAAAUAAACAAUCUCAAGAAUGCAAUU
Molecule: messenger RNA, 780 nt
Organism: Batrachochytrium dendrobatidis JAM81
Lineage: Eukaryota; Fungi; Chytridiomycota; Chytridiomycetes; Rhizophydiales
Exons: 1
Coding region: 13-714 (233 amino acids)
Cellular component (GO): extracellular region
Source: RefSeq, a predicted model, not a curated record